Lymnaea stagnalis (great pond snail) is the source of this 7854-nucleotide messenger RNA. NCBI's taxonomy places the organism in Eukaryota, Metazoa, Mollusca, Gastropoda, Lymnaeidae. The record is from the annotation of a GenBank genome assembly.
CAAAAGAGUUCGUGUUAUUUUCGCGAGAUGCUGUGUUCAGCAAGUUUUAUUCGAUUUCUUAAUGAUCCUUUAUCAGUAAAUUAGUUUUUGGUAGUACCAAUGAAACGAUCAACCAUGAAAUCAAAUAUCGCUCUACAAUCAAGGUGUCGACCAGAAGGUAGAUUGUUUCCCAGAAGAAAAGUAGCAUCGAAGACAUCUCUUCUCAAUGGCGUUGGUGAUUUUGAUAUGGAGUUAUCGCUCGCCAUCAAAGAAAGUUUGAAAUACGCCCAGCAAGAAAGAGGGGAUGAUCUAAGGGAAAAUGGAUUAUAUGUUUCUAAUGGACCUAGUCAGAAUGAAAACAAUCAUGAUUCAUCGUCAGCAUUAGGCAGCAGUGCAGAACUAUCGCGAACUUUUUACAAAGCAGUCAACAGCAAAUCUCUUACUGCUGCUGGUGCUAUGGCUGCGUCUGCUUCUGACUUAGUCAGUGAGGAAGUGGGUCGCUUAAAAGAUUUAAUAUUGAGCCAGGCAGAGCUCAUUCAGUGUCAACAGGAUGAAAUUUCAAAGAAAGACAAAGAAAUAAAAGCAAUCCGUUCGGCAAAUGAUGCGGUAAUGCUUUUACAUAUUCAUAUUUGUGGGGAAUGGAGGGAGGAAUUCAAUUUGAAGGACUUGUUAAGUUUUAUUUAGCAUCCAAAUCACGUGACUUGUCAUGUGAUGAACUAAAAGCUCAGACGCGUAUGAAACGAUUGGUAGUAGAUAGUGGCCAUUUUUAGCCCCUGUAGUGUUUGUGUACAGAUGAGUGUGGUGUUACACGCCGGUUGCUCUUUUAAUUAUGCAUCAUUAGUUAUAAUUUAGCACAAAAAUGAAGAAUAUAUUGAAAUGUUUUAAUGAAUUUCUGCUCAUUUAAUUUUUAAAAUAUUAUGGUUAAAUUUGACUAUGAUUGAAAUGAAGAUAGCUUUGACUUUGUUUGAGUCAAAGUUUAGUUUUUUUUUAUUUACUACCGCCAAACCGAUUUUACCGAAAUUAAUACUGAAUGAUGAAUCAUUUGAAUUUAAAUGAAUUUGGGCUAAUUUGGAGAGAUGAGCCCCUGACGUCAUUUGCUUGUUUUGUUUUGGAUUCACUCCCAAUGCCAAAAAAGCUAAAAUUGUAAACAAAGUUCAAACAAAAGUCCUUAGUCCUUAAUUAGGCUUAGGCUAACAUAAUAUUAAUGAAAUAUUGACUGCUAAAUAAAAAUAAUUGUAUUAUGUACUAUAGUAUAUAGUGUGAUAAGCUCUCACCUGUCACAGUAACUUUGAUACAAUUUUUAAAUGGAAUGAAUUUGAAUAAAGAAAUUUUCGCAAUCCUCCUAAGUCCGGCCUGAAAUUAUUUCGUAUGUAGAAAAUUGCAAUGCACAGUGUGUAUUGUUAGAAAACAACAGAAAUUUCAGUCAAAGCUUUUGCAAAAUAACUGUCACUUUACAAACUAGUCAGUAAAUACUAAAGUAAAUGUUGUAAUUGGCGCAUAGCAUUUGCAAGGAGCAGCCGAAAACAUUAUGCUUGUGACUGAUGCGCAACUAAAAGGCCCCCAAGUAGCUGGCAAACAGACCGUGACUAGUACCACUCUGAUAGCGGAGUUUACGUUUCGCUUGCAUCCAAAGUCUUUCAAUAGUUUAUGUGUGAAUGUCCUGGUCAACUGGAUCAACAAAUUCAUGCCCAUGCACAAUAACAGCGUGAGCAUAAAUCCCGUUGUUGAGCUGACCGACAUUUUGAUAUCCUUGCCAAGCGUCCGUGACUAUAGUUGUCCCUGGUAACAAAUGAUUAGUGAUAAUGCACUCGAGUGUUUGUGCAUCUCGAUGGCCAACAACCUCCAUUCAAUGUAUUUUAUUUUGUCAUAUAAAAUAUAUUGAAUAGACAUUUAAAUAACACUUGCUGACUGUACAGUUUUUGCUAAGAAUAUUAGAAGAAACAGAUUUGUAAUUAUUUUUACUGGUACUACUCAAAGUAGUUAUUAUUGUAAGGAACCCAAAUUUUGAAGUAUACUAGCUACCUGUUUAUUACAUAGGUACCAGUUGAACCUCGCUCACAUUCUAAUCUGUGUUAAGAUGGCAAUCAUAGAACACCAAUCAAAACAUUAGGCAAAAAGUCAUUUUGAACUUAAAUCCCAUUGAUCUAUUUUUUAAAAUAUUGUUUGCACAUGACACAAAAAAUUAAUUAAAGGACAAAAUAAGGCUUAAAUCCCAUUUAUCUGCCUUAUUUUGUCCUUUAAUUAAUUUUUUGUGUCAUGUGCAAACAAUAUUUUAAAAAAUAAUAAUAAUUCCCCAUAUAUAUUACAUUAUUGCAAUUUAAGAUUUAACACUAUUGCUAUUUUAAUUAAGGACCAACUUCUGAGGAAAGAGAUAUAAAGAAAAUAAAGAAUUAAUGAGGCUUUGCAAAAAAUUCAAAUUAACUAAGCCUAAUAAGAUUUGAAUAAUUAAAAAAUGGUUUUAAUUAAUAUCUAAUUCCUAUGAAUCUACAAACUCAAAUUAUUAUUUUUAAUGGCAUUAUACAAAAUACAAAGCCAUAUUAUAAUUUUUAAUGUUUAGUUUUUAUUCCUGAACAAACUGCUGAAAUAUUGGACUAGAAACUGGACAAAAUAAAACUGACACCCUCAACCGUAUGUAGAACUAAUUUUGGUGUCAAAAUGCCAAAAUUAAACAUGUAUUUUGUCAAUAGACAAGUGAUAUACCACUGAAUACCAGUAUUAAAAAUUACUACUGUUCUAUUAAAAUCUACUUUUCAUUAUUAUAUUAAAAAAAUCAUUUUAAGACUGAUUAAUGUUGCAAAGACCACAAAGGAAUAGGUUAAUUUUUGUUUGUGGGGGCAUAAUUAUGAAAUAUUAUAAUCAGGGAUUUUUCCCUGUUAUUUAUUGAUUAAAAAAAUAUCUUCGUUAAAUUUCAAUAUUCUCUUCAUAAAGGUAGUGCUACAUUCGUAUUUUAUUCCAUUUUAACUUAAAUUAAUUCAUUAAAAAAAAAUUCAUUCUAUCUUUACAAUUCAGAGUAGUUUAUACCUGUACUUGGUACAAAGUUUAAAUUAUUAACUGAAGUUAAAUCAAUAUAAGUGAAGGAAAAUGAAAGUGAUACAUUCACUGGGAAAAUAUCUAAUUGAACAGGUAAAGCAUUAAUUUUAUUUAAUAAUUAAAUGACAAAAUUAAAUUGCAUAUUUCCCUUCUCUUAAUUGAAAAUUCCUUUUCCUAUCCUUUUCCAGUUACCCUAACUUUACUUUAAUGUCAAUGCUACUUAACAUUCAUAAUGCAAAUAGUUAAAAAUGUUAAACUCACCAAAUCAUUAAAUAUUUGUUGCAUGUAUUUGGUUACCAGUAGUUACAUUUUAGAAAUGUAUACCCGGUAAUCAAAGUGUUUUAUUCACAGCCAAAAUGCAUAACCACCAUAACUUGUUCUAAUUUUGACUUUUGAGGGGAAAUAUUUCAGGGGAAUAAGUGGGGCGGUUGGCUGAUGAGUUGGUCAUAUGUGAUUUUAAUAAAUUUUUCUAGGUAGAGUAAUUCAAAAAAAGUCACACUAAUGCUGGACUCAUAUUUGAUGCCAUUUACAAGAUUGCAAUAAUACAAUCUGCACUUAAGCAAACUUGUUAAUUGAUAUCUAUGUCUGUAGUUGAGUACCCGCUUGAAAAGUCAAGGCGACCACGAAUUUCUUUCCAAGUGGUAGUCAUUUAUUUUCUGAAAUGUUCUGUAUGGUUAGACUGUCUUUAAAGGUUUUUUAUUUGUUUCGUUAAGUACUUUACUUACACAAAAAUUGUUGCUAAAAGUCUAAGUUAAAAAAAAUAUAUAUAUUCUUUAGUACCGUAUUGCUUUACUCCAGCAAAUUAUUUUAUGGGAUUGGGAUAUGAGCCGGUUAUGUACUAUUAAGGUUUUUUCCAGUGUAUUAGCAAACACACUUUAUUAUGAGCAUAUGCAACCUGUUCUCUCUGUCCGAACACAUCUCAAUUUCUCUCUCUCCCAACACAUCUCAUUUUCUAUCUAUCCCAACACAUCUCAAUUUCUAUAACAGGACUUAACUUUAAGGGAGUACUUAUCAUCUUAACUUGGUUGUUGUGUUGCUAUAAAUUUUAAAUCUACUGAUUUUAUAUUCAACAGUUACAAUGCCGACUGGAGCAAAUGGAACGACAGAUGUCCUCCCUAAAGCACAAAGAGGAGUCACCUGAUGCACAGGGAACACUUUCAGAAGAUAAUGCCAUGAAAUCUGUCAUUCCUUCUCACUCAACACUAACGAAAGGGUAAAAAAAAUUAAUUUCUAUCAAUAUUCAAUCUAAACUAAUUGCUAAUUAGAAAAUAAAUAUUUAGAGUAUAGCAGCAAAGAAACACCCUUAAAGCUUUAAAAAAAAUUUAAAUUUUAGAUUAUAUUAUCAUGGAAAAAAAAAAGCUAACUAACAUAUAUUAACAACUACCUUUAUCUUAGACAUUUUGAAAACCAAUUUCAUUUCAAAUAUAUCAAACUUCGGAAAGUAAGAAAUGAUUUUUAAUUAGAUUUGAAUAGCCAAAUGGAUAAUUUUUUUUGUUUUGAAGGUUUAAUUUCAUUUUUUAAAACUGUUUCUCUUUAUUUUUUUUGUCUUUUGUAAUGAAUGCCUGUUAUGUUUCUCAUGCAGGCCUAAUGACAUGUUAAAAGUAGAAUACCGAAAGAGACGACGGCAUACAUUUAGGUUCAUCCAGAAAAAGAGCCCUAAAAAACAAAGACUUUUGCAACUUCAUGAAACUAAGGGAUCGUGCUCACAAAAAGAACUUGGUGAAAGUGAGGAUGGUGAUGAAGAAGAGGAUAAUUCAACUAAUUCAGACUCUGAAGAAGAUGAAGAGGAUAGUGAAGACAAUUCAAAAGACUCGGGAACACAGAAAGAAGAAGCUGAUAAAAGCAAUAAAGGCAAAAGUGGCUCUGAGCAUGAAGAAAAGACUAUUGAUUAUCAAAUCAUGCAAACAGAAACCCUCUACCACCUUUAUUACCCUAAGCAUGCUUGUCCUAGCCCAGAUACAAAAAGAAUACAAGAACAAAGUGAAGGUAUUAUUUUUUUCCCCUUAUAUUAAUGAUAAUGUUUUAAAAAUGUUUUAAAAAUGUUUAAUAAUUAUUUUGACAAAAUUGUGGAAGCAGAAAUCUUUUUGAAUGUGAAAUUCCAGUUCUGGAGGAUUUAACUGUCAACAUCUUAAAUGACUCAGGAUGACACAUUAGUAUUACAAAAACUUGUUAUUAAUUCAUGAAGAUGACAUAUUGUCAAUACACACAAAAACCUAAAUUCCCUCAUUUCCCUGCACUCAUCACACAAAACAAGAAGUAUAAGACUUUGUUAUUUAAUCUUGUGAAAAUUUAAGAAGCUAAUCAGAUGUAGUACAUAAGGGUUACGUGCAGUGCAUUGACCACCGUUUUUAAAUCCUCUAUCCUAACUUUGCUUUUUUUCUUCGGCCUGUUGGAAAUCUUCUAACAGCUAAUUGACCCACUUCCCAUCAACCUAUCAAGCUGAAACAGAGACUCAUUGCAAAUGACAAUACAAUAUAAAUUUUCAGCCCCACACUGUAACCCCCAAAAAUCAGUUUUUCCUGUUUUUCAAGGGAAAGAAAAAAAUAAAAUUCCUGAUACCUGCACUAAAUGAGAUUCUUUUAAAAAAAAAUAUUGAAGUGCAUUUGAUGUGUAAUAUUUUCGUUUGUUUUUCUAAAAUUGUUGGUGAAAUCAAUUUUCCUGAUAUUUCUGGAUAAAAUAAAUUUAGGUGCAGAAGCGUUACUCUACAAAAUUGAGGAGGUGGGGGGAGAUGUGUGUUAUGUUAGAUUUUAUGUGUUAAAUUUAAUCAAAACAAUCAAAUUUAACAUUUUGUUCAAAUAUUUACCCCCUGCUAUUUAGUGGAAACACCAUCAUGGCGACUGAAGCCUAUGACUAACAUGUAUCAGUUGGAGGGCACAGAGGUAAUCUUUAUUAUAUUUGUAGUUAUUAAUACAUAAGAUGGGUAUCUUUAUUAUUUAUCUUGAUUUAUUGUAAAAGAAAGAAAUUUGAUAAAUUAUCUUUAUAAAUUUGUCUAUGAGUAUGAUUUAUGUGUCAAAGUAACUCUUAUAAAAAUUAUAAUAUAACUUAGAAAGGAUGAUACUCUGUGUUAAUGGCACUAAAAUGUACCAUGUACUUGAUCUGACUAGAAUAUAACAGAUGAAGCUUAUAACAAAAGACAUCAAAAGUUUGAAAUGGAAGAAAAGCGACGAAAAAGGUAAGUUAUAACAUAAAUACAUUAUAACACUAAUAACAGUAAAUUUUCACUUAGCUUAAAAUAUAGAAUCAACAGAUUUUGUCAGAUUUUUAAAAACUGAACUUUUGGAAAUAAAAAACAUUAAUGAUAUUGGAAAUUUUUAAAGAAAAAGCUAUAUAAUAUUGCAAUUGAUACUAACAGAUGGGAUCUCCAAAGACUCAGAGAGUUGCGGCUCUUAGAAAAGUUACAGAGACAGAGAGAAGAUGAAAUAAGAGCCAGUCAAGAUGAGGCUGAUGUUGAAACAUUUUUACCAUCUGUUCAUGAUUGUAAGUAGUGGCAAUAUUCUCUGGACCUGUUCAAAAGUCCAUUUUUUGUGAAAAUGUUUAAAUUUCACAAAAUGUAAACUUGAAUUUGUGGUUUAUGAGUGGAAAUUUCAAAAGUAGUUUAACUUUUAGCCAGUUUGCUGAAGACAGCAUUGUAAAUUAUUUUAAAGGCUUUAUUUUAUAUUUAGAACUCUCUCAAAAAUUGCUUCUUCUUUGAAUCUUACCAACUUUUGCACAUUUUGAUAAAAGCAAUCAAGUGGGAAUUUACACUUUGAUUAAUAAUUAUAAUCACAUUAAGUCUCAUAAUGUCUAUUAUAAAUCAUGUUAUUCAAUUUAACCAAUUUUUCCUCCUUAGUGAAGCACAUUGAAAUUACAGAAUCAAUACCAGUAAUGGCUUUUGGGCAGCCAGUACCUUAUGUCUCUCCAGCGUAAGCACUUACAAUAUUAGUAAUUUAGUAUGUCAGAAAUAGGUGUUGAAAUCUCAAGAUUUAUUUCAUUAGUAAGGAUUUAAAGAGUGCUGUAAAUUUUUUUAUUCAAAUCUUAAUACAUAAAAAAUGAAUAAAUUGCAAUAUUAGAAUUUAUAGGUAAUUAUUUUCUUUUACAGUGAAUUUGAAAUCCCUUGGGAAAUAACUAGCUCAGGACCAAUGGCAACUAAAAAUCGACAGCGGACUAUUAGUGUGCAUUCCAAGAAGCACUGACAUUGCAAAUCAGUUAUGUAUGUUUUGUACUCAUUAAUCAAGCAUAUGUUUUUAAUGACCAAACUCUAUCCAUCAUACGGGUAUACCUGAUUUAUGCUGUUCAGUUCUCAGUGCAUAAAAUCAAAGCUUUUCAUAAGCUUGAAUGGAUCAGGGUUAUAUGGUCAUAUAAAAUUUAAGGAAUCAUAAGAUUUUUUUUUUUUCCUUGGGUCUUUACUUUGUAAGAAGAUUAGAAUUUAGCUGAAAAUCUAUCAUUUACAAUUAUAGGUUGCUGGUUAUUAUAAGAAUCAUAACUCUUAAGAAAGUAAGGCUUUUCAAAAAAUAUUCUUGUUUUACCAGUUUAAAACUGCCAGAUUAUUCUAGUUUGGAAUGAAUAAGAAUUUAUAAUCAUGGAAUUACCCAAAUCCACAUUUAAUGUUCUUGAGAUUAUGUGAAUAAAAGCAGUGUUUAAAAAAGUCAAACUCUAAAAAAAAUGAUUUCUCAUUUUCUUCUUUACUAUUUUAAAAUUAGUUUAUCAAAUAUGAGGUAAAUUUUUCCAUAUUAAUAUAUAAAUUUAAGAGAAGAUAAAUACAAAUCCCAUUACUGUGUAAUGAGUCAUUAUACUUCCUUCGUUUGAAUACAAAAGUUUCAUAGUAAUUAAUUUUCAUUUUGAAACUUAUUUAAAGAAAAAUUUCAA